GAGCAAGCGCAGUGACGUCUAACGUGUGCGCCCGCAGCAGCUGCAGUUCAGUCGAAGCCCCAGGUUCAUCAUCGGCUCUCUGGGGCACCAUGGCCGAUAAAGCACAGCUACAGGAGGCGAUUAAAACACAAGGAGAGGUCGUCAGGAAACUGAAAUCAGAGAAAGCGAGCAAAGAACAGAUUGAUGAAGAAGUGGCCAAACUGCUGCAGCUCAAAGCUCAGCUGGGAGGAGAUGAGGGAAAACAUGUGUUUGUUCUCAAAACAGCCAAGGGGACCAGGGACUAUAACCCCAAGCAGAUGGCUAUCAGAGAAAAGGUUUUCAACAUCAUCAUUAGCUGCUUUAAACGCCACGGUGCUGAAACCAUCGAUACCCCUGUCUUUGAGCUGAAGGAAACAUUGACAGGGAAGUACGGCGAAGACUCCAAGCUCAUCUACGAUCUGAAGGACCAGGGAGGAGAACUUCUGUCUCUGAGAUAUGACCUCACUGUCCCAUUUGCUCGCUAUCUCGCAAUGAAUAAAAUCACCAACAUUAAGCGCUACCACAUUGCUAAAGUGUACCGCAGAGACAACCCAGCCAUGACCCGAGGCCGUUACAGGGAGUUCUACCAGUGUGAUUUCGAUAUUGCAGGUCAGUACGAUGCCAUGAUCCCUGAUGCCGAGUGUCUGAAAAUUGUCUACGAGAUCCUGAACGAAUUAGAUCUUGGAGAUUUUCGUAUUAAGGUUGGUUGCUGGGUGGUGUUUGAUUUGAGUCUGGCUCGAGGACUGGACUACUACACUGGUGUGAUUUAUGAAGCGAUUCUCUCCCAGACCAUCCCAGCACUGGUGUCCACACCUGCAGAGCAGAACGGGGCAGAUGAAGCUGGUGUAAGCGUUGGCAGUGUGGCCGGCGGAGGGCGAUACGAUGGUCUGGUGGGCAUGUUUGACCCCAAGGGCAGGAAAGUGCCCUGUGUGGGUGUCAGCAUUGGGAUUGAGAGAAUCUUUUCCAUCAUGGAGCAGAAGGCCGAGGCAUCUUCAGAGAAGGUGCGCACCACUGAAACUCAAGUGCUGGUGGCUUCAGCGCAGAAGAACCUUCUAGAAGAGCGACUCAAACUGACCAAUGCGCUUUGGAAUGAGGGAAUCAAGGCUGAAGUUUUAUAUAAGAAAAACCCAAAGCUGUUGAGCCAACUGCAGCACUGUGAGGAAACUGGGAUUCCACUGGUGGCCAUUUUAGGAGAACAAGAACUCAAAGACGGAGUUGUCAAACUGCGCAACGUAGUAAGCCGAGAAGAGGUUGAUGUGCCCAGAGCGGAUCUGGUGGAUGAGAUCAAGAAACGGACCUUGUAGUC
Messenger RNA from Sinocyclocheilus grahami, 1324 nucleotides. Its product is annotated as histidine--tRNA ligase, cytoplasmic-like. NCBI's taxonomy places the organism in Eukaryota, Metazoa, Chordata, Actinopteri, Cypriniformes, Cyprinidae. Gene Ontology annotation, molecular function: ATP binding; RNA binding; identical protein binding. The transcript is spliced from 10 exons. Gene Ontology annotation, cellular component: mitochondrion; cytosol. Gene Ontology annotation, biological process: histidyl-tRNA aminoacylation; mitochondrial translation. Bases 90 to 1322 code for a protein of 410 amino acids. The record is from RefSeq and is a predicted model, not a curated record.